AUGGUUCAGUCGAGUUUCGAGCGAGCUGAUGGACGCACGUGUGCCGCGGUGGUUGAACAAGAAACUGAAACAGAAGCAGAGACAGAAACUGAAAGCGAAAUCGAAACUCCAGAAAACGAGUAUUCAGAAUUCAGUGUGUAAAAGUGUGAAAAACUGUUUAUAUCCGGCAACCAGAAACUCAAACUGUGAGGAGUUUUGAAUUGGGAAACACCCAAAGUGAUUGAACCAUUAUCGGUGAGAGACCGAAGCGCGUCCUUGUCCACCAAGAUCUUUCUGUGCGUGUAUGGCUAGUGGCCGGCCGGCCGGCCCACAAGUGUAGAUGCCAGGCGGUGUCUUUUUAUGUGCAUCGGAAAACCCUUAAGCUACUUAGAUGGAUGGAUCGGUGUGAGGAGGCGGUGGCGACGACUGGGACGGCGUCGGUGGCGGUAACUGCAACAUCGACGCUUCUUUUCAAACGGGUUUUCGAUACGCCCGAUCCGAUCACUGGGCAGGGGCCAAAUCGAACGCCUGCGUGUGGCGCGGCCUUUUGAUGUUCCCUAUUUGAUCAGCGAAUGAAGCAAGCAAGAGCCUCUGGCUAAACGUUUUCCAGGAAGCCAAAAACAAAGAAACUAAACGAAACCACAAGGAAAACUCAGACACAAACGCACAUCACAGCCACAUUCACAUCGCUUAAAUAAAUAAAACAUCUUUUGCCGUUUGAAGUGCCAAUGUGAAAAUAAUUCCAACGAGAAUCGGUCCAGAAAGGAGAGCUCUCAGCGUCGGCAAAGGAAACAAAAAUGUAGGAGCGAGAAAAAGAAACAAAACCAAGUGGAAAUCAAACGAAAAGUAUUACGAAGUCCAAAAUAAGUUUACGAACAAAAGCAAAAACAAAAGCAAAAUUCAUUCAAUUAUCAAAUACAUAAUCUCAAUUAUAAAACGCAUUUCGGCAUAGGGAAAUCGAAAAUACAAGUAAAAAAUAGAAAUUUAAACAAUUUUUAUACCACAAUUUUAUUACCCAGUUUUCUAUUACACGAACAACAGAAUCGAAUCCGAAUAUUGACUAUAAAGUAAUAAAUAUUUAAUGAGGUAGUAAUCUAGAAUUUAGUAAUUUAUUAACUACACAACAAGAAAGUACUUACGACAUAGCAUUCACGACAUCAAUUCAACAAAAUAUCAAACGACAAACACGCCAAAAAGUAGACUAUAGCAAACGCAUUUAGCAAAUCAACAAUCACCAAUACACACCAAUAAAAAUAGCAAACAAACCAGUGAAAAUGCCAACAACAGCGAAUAUCUUUGUGGUGCUUAUCCUCUGUCGCCUGGGGCUCUGCCAGGUGCGGAGUGAGGAUCAGCUGCUCUUGGGCAAUGGCAACCUGGACAGCAGCUCUAAUCUGGGACAGCACAGCCAGCACCAGCACCAGCAUCAGCACCACCAGAGCAGUGGCAUGAACAUGAACCACAACAGCACAUUGCUGAACACCCUGAUGGGUGGAGGUGGUGCUGCAGGUGGUGGCGGCCAGGGCGUGGGAUCGGGCUCUGGCGGAGGGGCACUGAUCAAUCAGUUGGGUGGACUGGCAGGCCUCGGCAGCAGUACAUCGAGUGCUCCCUCCGUGGCGACAGGUGGCGGAGGCGGUGGAGGUAUUUCUCCCUGGCAUGCAGGAGGAGCGCUGCCAGGAGGAGUGCCAACGCAUGGAGGUGGUGGACACCCACACGGACAUGCCCUGGCUGGACUGGCAAACCUUGGCAUCAUUGUGCCCGGAACCAAAGGAUUGCCCGCCAAUCUGGGAUACGGCGGAACAAUGCUCAAUGCUGGAGUGCCAGGUGGAGUGGGCGGCAUUGGAGGCAUGCUGGGAGGCGCUGGGAUGAUUGGAGUUGCCUCCAGCAACGGCAUGGACAUGCAGAGCCUGUACAACGAACACUUUAUUUCGGAGCACACGGUAAUGGCUGUCUUCACGUCCCAGGGACAAGUGGGUGGACCCUGUCGGUAUAUGCCUGCCACGAGGCGGCAGAAUCAUCAAUGCCGCAAGGAGACGGGUCUGCCGGGCACCCUGAGCGAGGCCCGUCGUUUGGCCACCACCCACUGCGAGGAUCAGUUCCGCUACGAUCGCUGGAACUGCUCGAUUGAGACGCGCGGCAAGCGGAACAUCUUCAAGAAGCUGUACAAGGAGACGGCGUUCGUGCAUGCCCUGACAGCGGCUGCCAUGACGCACUCGAUAGCCAGGGCCUGCGCCGAGGGCAGGAUGACCAAGUGCAGCUGUGGACCGCGCAAGCAGAACCGAGUGGACCAGGACUUUCAGUGGGGCGGCUGCAACGACAAUUUGAAGCAUGGCAAGCGGGUGACGCGCAGCUUCCUCGAUUUGCGUGGCGGCGAUGGAGACGAAGUCAGUGAGAUAUUGCGACAUGACUCUGAGGUUGGCAUUGAAGCCGUCUCCUCGCUGAUGAAGGACAAAUGCAAGUGCCAUGGCGUCUCCGGCUCCUGUUCGAUGAAGACCUGCUGGAAGAAGAUGGCCGAUUUCAAUGCCACGGCCACGCUGCUGCGACAGAAGUACAACCAGGCCAUACGCAAGGCACCCAAUCAGCGGACCAAGCGCCAGAUGCCCUCCAGUCGCAUGAAAAAGACCAAACAGCGACGCAAGAAACCCUCUUAUAUGUAUUCGAAACAGCCACAGCAAUCCCAAUAUACGACACUGUACUAUCUGGAGACCUCGCCCACCUACUGCUCGGUCACCAAGGAUCGCCAGUGCCUGCAUCCCGAGAACUGUUCGAAUCUGUGCUGCGGCAGGGGCUACACCACGCAGGUCUUCAAGCAGGUGGAAAAGUGUCGCUGCCGCUUCAACAACGGACGCUGCUGCCAGCUGAUUUGCGACUAUUGCCAGCGAUACGAGGAUAAAUACUUUUGUAAAUAGGCAACUCCUCUGACUCCUCCUCUUACUCUGUCCGUCUCUUUUGCUAUCCUCCUCCUGCCUCUCUUUCUCUCCUCGCUGUCUCUUCCCCUUUGUGCUUUUUGAAAAUGUAAUUUGUAAAGUUGAUUUCCAUCAAUGCUUGUAAUUUUUUUCCAUUCCUAACUAAGCAAAACACAACAAAAAUAUUCACGAAAUGAUAAGCAAAAUGAACGAAAAUGAUAUGUAAAACGCGUGUUAAAGCGCACCAAAAAGUAGGCUCCACACCACACCACACCACACACACACACACACACACACACACACACAUACCCAUGCAAAU
Molecule: messenger RNA, 3201 nt
Organism: Drosophila subobscura
Lineage: Eukaryota; Metazoa; Arthropoda; Insecta; Diptera; Drosophilidae
Gene: Wnt4
Product: protein Wnt-4
Exons: 4
Coding region: 1254-2885 (543 amino acids)
Biological process (GO): canonical Wnt signaling pathway; multicellular organism development; cell fate commitment
Cellular component (GO): extracellular region
Molecular function (GO): cytokine activity; frizzled binding
Source: RefSeq, a predicted model, not a curated record